Molecule: messenger RNA, 2678 nt
Organism: Struthio camelus australis
Lineage: Eukaryota; Metazoa; Chordata; Aves; Struthioniformes; Struthionidae
Source: RefSeq, a predicted model, not a curated record
UCCUCAGCCAGGAGAGGGCUAGGUGUCAGGGUGAUCAUUUUUAUUUUGAUUUCCUGUCAGCUCGUGGCAGUGAGGUUGCUGGGGACCAUCUCCACACGUGUCUGAUGGGUGGGAUGGGAUGGCGCCAUGGGAGGGUGAUGGCUGAGGUGCUCUGGGACUUGGUACAUGCAGUUUGUGUUACCCCUCAGCCUGGGGGCAGCCCUCACGCCUGGUCAUCUGUGCAAUAAUGGGAGAGGAAGACAUAUGUUCACCUACUAGGAAGCUGCAUCCCAUAGCCAGCAAUAACCAAAUGCCACUUGUUACCAAUAUGCCUGGUUUAUUAGAGACACUUCAUUUUGUUGAAGUAAUACUGAGAAUACUAGUUAUUGUUUGCCUUCUUCAUCCAGAGACCCUGUGACACAAACCUCUAUUCCUGUCAGAUCCAGGAGGAAACUGCAGCACAAAGAGAUUAAAACCAAGACUGAGAAAACCGAGCAUCCUCAAGCUAGUGCCUGACACAAUGUUCUGCAUCUCAGAGUGUUGGCCACUGCAACUCUGCUAUCAGAGACCAGUUUGGAAGUGCUGGCAUAAGAGAGAAAUAAACAUAUUCUCCUUAUUCCCAGAGCCAGCAAGCCCAGCACAAAGCGGUCCUGGCUGUGUAAGGAGUUCUCUGUUGGCACAGUCAAUGGAAUUAUGCCAGUUCACAGCAGCUGAGGAUCUGACUCCUCUCCUGUUCCUUCUGUUACGUUUGUGCACGGACUCUGCAGAAACCUGCCAGCAAGAGGUAGAAACCAGUGUGGUUGCCAUGAAGAAAACCCAUCAACAAUGGUGCAACAGUGUAGUUCUCACAUGAUGGUCCUUGCUGUGAGGGGCACUUCUCCACUACUGUAACUGGAACCAAAGUGUCUUGAGUGGGUAGAAACAACUGCUUGGUAACAGUUCUCAGGCAGCUGGCAGGAUGAAUAACAGCUCGCCUUCUAUACAGGACUUGUAUCAGAGCACCACCACCACAGCCAAGCCAGACCCAGGGACAACACUGGAUGUGACUGUACCAGAAACAGCUACCGUAAGCCCUGAAACUACCAGUUUUAACAGCACCAAAAUCCCAGACGUGGCCAGCAGUGAACCUGGCAUGAGCACAAUGCUGCUGUCCUUUGGAAUCAUUACUGUGAUUGGGUUGGCUGUAGCUAUGGUUCUGUAUAUCAGAAAGAGGAAGAGGUUAGAGAAGCUGCGCCACCAGCUCAUGCCCAUGUACAACUUUGAUCCCACCGAGGAACAGGAUGAACUGGAGCAGGAGCUGCUGGAACAUGGGCGAGAUGCAGCAUCUUCCCAGGCAUCCCAGAGCAAGAUUCUGCUGACAAGUCAAGGAGCUCUCCAGAGACCCAGUCGCCUUGUGUUCACAGACGUUGCCAAUGCCAUCAAUGCAUGAACAAUACCUGCGCCUGCUCUGGGAUUGUGCUGAAACUGGGGAGGAUGGAGCAAACAACCAGUGACUUCUCGCAAGCAUGACACUGAGCCCAGCUGGUCAACUAGUUGGUUUGUGUUACAAAUGGGCACAAGCACUGGGAACUGUCGUUACUUUGGAAAGCAAACCUUUCGUGAUGGCAGUAGCAAUAUUUGGUGCGUCCAUUACUACUAAAAGGUCUUGGGCUGUCAUGCUCCAGUUUCUGGGCUGGCGCUGACUGACGCCAUCUACCCAGCUGUGUGCUUAGGAACAGUGCUCACUAUGUUGUAGGUUAGCUGGUUAGAGCACAUGGCUGCCCUCUCCGGGUCAGGGAAGGAGAGGUGCUUGUUUGAAAGAGCUUCCCCAUUGGUUUUGUGCGACCGGACCUCAAGAAGAGCCCUGAAUGAGAGCCUCUCUGUACGGUGACCACAGCCUUGGCAUACCCCAGAGGGGUGAAUGCUGGCAAAGCUGCUUUGAGCUGGGACAGCUGCCCCCUCAACCUGAGUGGUAACCUGAGGCAUGGGCUGUUACCCCCUCCCCAGGGAAAACAUACCUUGAGGCUUAUCCCCCUUGCGGCGUGUGGCAACAUACCUUGAGGCUUAUCCCCCUUGCGGCGUGUGGCCUGCUGAUAAAUGUGUGCCCAGGGCGAUGCUGCAGUAUGGGCAGUUCACUAGCUUUAAAAAGUGAAAUGGAAAGCAUUUGACUGAUUACAUCUUAACUGAGGAAGUGGCUGAAUAUCCCCAAUUAGGGCUGUGGCAGGGACUCAGGAAAACUCACACAGCUUCUAGAGGCAGGAGCUGUCAUGUCCAGCUACAUGAAUCCCUGCAGCUAAGCUAGGAUUGAUGGUGUUUGGGCCUGUGAUGCCAUGGAGAGAAGGCAAGUAGAACUGGGUCUCUGAUACCAUGUGUCCCCCCACUGCUUUGGCUCAGGGGGGGAAGUUUCUUCCAUGCAGACUAUCGUACAGAAAGAAGAUUAAGGCUUGAAAACUUUUCUUUUUUUAAAUGAGGAAAAAUGUGCAUUGGCUCAACGUUACAGCACGCCUGUGUCUGCCCAGAGGUGGCUCAAUAGCUUGUUCUUACUUCCUUACCUUCCUCCUAAAGAAAACCUACAGCUUUAUGUUAGCCUCCAUUCGUGCUACCUGCUGGUGGGUCAUGUUCAUAUCACCUCACGGUGGGUCUGGGCAGCUAAGAGAGCAGUUCCCCUGUAACCCUGGAGCACCCCUCUGCCUCUUUGUAUGUCCUUCAGGACUGCGGGA